CACUUGUCAUGACGUGACCUCUGACCUCAACGACAUUCCAACAUGGCGACCCGCUGUGUUUGUGUGAGUUGUGCUCGUGUGAUGUUAUGAGGCUGUGUACCCCACCUGCCUCAAUGCCUUACGUCUGUGAUAUUACCUGUGUGAGCGACACCCUGACGAGUCUGUGUCGCCUAGUCAACCAUAAUGAAAGGAAAACUAGUAAGCCACGCCAAACUACAGUACUACCGACACAACUAUUGCCUCGUCUGUAUGACAGGCAUGCUGGGAUGCCGGUGGCAUCGAUACAAGCAGUCUACAAGAGAUAGUCGCAAGCGAGACCUGUUCUGGUUCAGCCUCUUCUGUCUGACAUUCCUCUACAUUAUCUUCUACUUCUACUUCUGGCUCAUCGUCAGAAACAGCUUCGAUGACCUCAACUGGCACAUGUUUGGACUCCUGCGGACAUGGGUUCCAUGGUACAGGAUCAUCCUGGGUCUCACCUGCGCCGUGUUUGCCUACUUCAUCAUAGUCAUGUGCCUGGUGCUGUGCCACGUCCUGCACGGCCACCAACUCUACAUCCACCCAGUCCACAUCGCUGUCAUCAUCUUCAGCCUGCUAGGCUGCGUCGCUGUCACAGUUGCCGUGGAAAUGAUGUGGCAGUCUGAAUGGACGCUAGUAUUACUCUCUCUUAGGGUGAGUUCCCCUCGUCACCUCCACUUUAGUUCCAGAUCUUUAUUACCCACGUGGUCAAUAUGUGGGAAGUUGCAUACUGAUCUUAUUUUACCCGAGAAUACCCUGAUGGCAUAUGACUUUGCCUACCAGGAUGGUGUGCGGGCAGUGCGGAGAAUUUUACCCGAGAAUACCCUGAUGGCAUAUGACUUUGCUUACCAGGAUGGCAUGUACGGCGUGGAGAGUGACGUGCAGCUCAGUUUGGACUGUGUGCCCUUCAUCCUCCAUGACAAGAGUUUGGAGAGGACAACAAAUAUUAAAGAAGUUUUCCCUGACCGGGUAAAUGAUGAUCCGCUGCCUUUCAACAUGUCAGAUCUGAAAAGGCUGGAUGCUGGCUCGUGGUUUUACAAUGAGGAGUCUGGACACCGCAACAACGCCAGUUCAGCCGUGAGACGGCUCCAGAGAUUGCUGCUAAGAGAGUCUUCAGGAAGAAAUCGAGGUGUUCUCCUGAACCCUACAGACGUCGCCAGAUAUGUGUCUUCAUCUCAAUCGGACUCUGACUAUCGAGAACCUGCGCUGAGGCACUCCUACAGAGGGGAAGCUACGGCCCAGAAACCCACCUUUCACGAAAACCUAGAGAAUUAUCUCAAGACUCCAGAAAGGAUACAUCGUAUCGCAUCGAUCGUCGCGCCUGGCCUGAAGCUCAUCAUACAGAUCAUCCCAUAG
Haliotis rubra (blacklip abalone) is the source of this 1371-nucleotide messenger RNA. Its product is annotated as glycerophosphodiester phosphodiesterase domain-containing protein 5-like. Gene Ontology annotation, biological process: lipid metabolic process. The record is from RefSeq and is a predicted model, not a curated record. The transcript is spliced from 9 exons. NCBI's taxonomy places the organism in Eukaryota, Metazoa, Mollusca, Gastropoda, Lepetellida, Haliotidae. Bases 184 to 1371 code for a protein of 395 amino acids. Gene Ontology annotation, cellular component: membrane. Gene Ontology annotation, molecular function: glycerophosphodiester phosphodiesterase activity.